GAACAGUAAUGAGGUCGAAGACUAUGCCAGAAGGCUCGGCGGUGGCGAUGUUGUUGUCAAAGCUCAGGUCCUCGGUGGUGGUCGCGGUAGAGGUCACUUUAAAGAGAACGGUUUUCAAGGCGGUGUUCAUAUUGCGAGCUCCCCCUCAGAGGCUCGAAUCGUGGCUGAGCAAAUGCUCAACAAAUCACUCGUUACUAGGCAGACUGGUCUUAGUGGUAGAACAUGUAAAGGAGUCCUUCUCUGUGAGAAGUUGCCGAUAGUCGCGGAAAAAUAUUUUGCUAUUAUGUUGGACCGAGGGCUUGGUGGACCGGUGAUGGUAAUGUCCAAGCACGGUGGUAUGAGCAUCGAGGAGGUCGCUAUAGAGCACCCAGAUGCUGUCACUAAAAUCCCAAUUGAUGUCACUACUGGCCUCACUACUCGUCAAGCUGAGGAGGCUGUCGAACAUUUGGGUUUUAAUGGUGACCCCUCUGCAAUGGCGACUCUGAAGGGCCUCUACAGGACUUUCGUCGGAGCCGAUUGCACUAUGUUGGAAGUCAACCCGUUGGCUGAGCUAGAAGAUGGGAGAAUUAUGGUAUGUGAUGCAAAGCUCGCUUUCGACGACAAUGCGGCCUUCAGGCAGAGGACUAUACAUUCACAACGGGAUGUUACUGAGGUUGACCCGAAAGAGGUUGCUGCCUCCCGAUGUGGCCUCAACUACAUCAGUUUGGACGGCAGUAUAGGUUGCAUGGUAAACGGCGCUGGACUUGCUAUGGCUACUAUGGAUCUGUUAUCAGUUAAAGGUGGCAGCCCUGCAAAUUUCCUCGACAUUGGAGGUUCUGUUGGGGUCGAAGAAGUGAAGACUGCUUUGGGUAUCAUAAAUUCGGACUCCAACGUGAAGAGUGUACUCAUCAACAUCUUUGGUGGUAUAGUGAAGUGUGACGUUGUCGCUGAGGGAAUUGUGAGAGCCGCUCAAGAGCUGAGCAUCGACCAUAAACCGAUCGUGGUGCGUCUCGUCGGCACCAACGUGGAGAGAGGCAAGAGCAUCUUAGCUCAGGCUGGACUGGAUUAUUACGCAAUUGACGAUCUCAACGAAGCCGCUAUCAAGGCGGUUGAGCUGAGCAAAGCUUAA
This is a messenger RNA of Perkinsus marinus ATCC 50983, 1108 nucleotides long. RefSeq lists its product as hypothetical. Gene Ontology annotation, cellular component: succinate-CoA ligase complex; mitochondrion. The record is from RefSeq and is a predicted model, not a curated record. The annotation marks the transcript as partial. Gene Ontology annotation, biological process: tricarboxylic acid cycle; succinyl-CoA metabolic process. Gene Ontology annotation, molecular function: succinate-CoA ligase (ADP-forming) activity; ATP binding. NCBI's taxonomy places the organism in Eukaryota, Perkinsozoa, Perkinsida, Perkinsidae. The transcript is spliced from 2 exons.